CGCCUGUGGAGCGAGCCCACGUCUGCCGAGAGGGAUCGGACGUGGAGACCCGGAGAGCGCCCCGCGAGGGGCAGUGUCCGGCGAGGGUCAGCGCACAGUGGGGGGCCGCCAGGAUGAGCGUCCCUGACUACAUGCAGUGCGCCGAGGACCACCAGACGCUGCUGGUGGUGGUGCAGCCGGUGGGCGUCGUGUCGGAGGAGAACUUCUUCCGCGUGUACCGGCGCAUCUGUGCGGUGAGCCAGGUGAGCGUGCGGGACUCGCAGCGCGUGCUCUACAUCCGCUACCGCCACCACUACCCGCCGGGCAACAACGAGUGGGGCGACCUGCAGACGCACCGCAAGGUGGUGGGCCUGGUGACCGUCACCGACUGCGCGGCGCCCGGGGACUGGCCCCAGGCGCUCGAGCGCUUCCAGGCGCAGAAGGAGAUGUACGGGCCCACGCUGUACGACUCGCGCCUCUUCGUCUUCGGGCUGCCCGGCCACGUGGCCGAGCCCCCGCGCCCCGACGUGGCCUUCUACCCCAGCUACGACGCCUGCGACUCGGUGGAGAAGCGCAUCGAGGACUUCGUGGAGUCGCUCUUCAUCGUGCUGGAGUCCAAGCGCCUGGACCGCGCCACCGACAAGUCCGGGGACAAGAUCCCGCUGCUGUGCGUGCCCUUCGAGAAGAAGGACUUCGUGGGGCUGGACACGGACAGCAGUUCGAUGUUGGGUCUGAAAAGGCACUACAAGAAGCGCUGCCAGGGGCGCAUGCGGAAGCACGUGGGGGACCUGUGCCUGCAGGCCGGCAUGCUGCAGGACGCCCUGGUCCACUACCACAUGGCCGUGGAGCUGCUGCGCUCUGUCAACGACUUCCUGUGGCUCGGAGCGGCCCUGGAGGGCCUGUGCUCGGCAUCCGUCAUCUACCACUAUCCCGGGGGCACGGGCCGGCCCACCGGCGCUCGGAGGUCCCAGGGCGGCCUGCUGCCUGCCGAGGCCGCCAACAGACACCGUCCAGGGGCACAAGAGGUUCUCAUUGACCCAGGCGCCCUCACCACCAAUGGCAUCAACGCCGACACCAGCACCGAGAUCGGGCGCGCCAAGAACUGCCUGGGGCCGGAGGACAUCAUCGACAAGUACAAGGAGGCCAUCUCGUACUACAGCAAGUACAAGAAUGCGGGUGUCAUCGAGCUGGAGGCCUGCGUGAAGGCCGUGCGCGUCCUGGCCGUUCAGAAGCGCAGCAUGGAGGCGUCUGAGUUCCUGCAGAACGCCGUCUACAUCAACCUGCGCCAGCUGUCGGAGGAGGAGAAGAUCCAGCGCUACAGCAUCCUGGCGGAGCUGUACGAGCUCAUCGGCUUCCGCCGCAAGUCGGCCUUCUUCAAGCGCGUGGCCGCCAUGCAGUGCGUGGCCCCCAGCAUCGCCGAGCCCGGCUGGCGCGUCUGCUACAAGCUGCUGCUGGAGACGCUGCCCGGGUACAGCCUGUCGCUGGACCCCCAGGACUUCAGCCGAGGCGCGCACCGCGGCUGGGCGGCCGUGCAGAUGCGGCUCCUGCACGAGCUGGUCUACGCGUCCCGGCGCAUGGGCGACCCCGCGCUGGCCGUGCGGCACCUCUGCUUCCUGCUGCAGACCAUGCUGGACUUCCUGUCCGACCAGGAGAAGAAGGACGUGACCCAGAGCCUGGAGAGCUACACGUCCAAGUGUCCGGGCACCAUGGACCCCAUCCCGCUCCCAGACGGCCUCACCCUGCCCCCUGUGCCCUUCACCAAGCUGCCCAUCGUCAGGUGCGUGAAACUGCUGAGCCUCCCGGCCAGCCUGCGGCCCCAGAAGGUGAAGAGCCUGCUGGGCCCCGGCGUCAGCAGCAAGAGCCCCUUCAUCUACUCACCCAUCACCGCCCACAGCCGCGGCGAGGAGCGCAGCAAGAAGAUCGACUUCCAGUGGGUCCAGGGCGAUGUGUGCGAGGUGCAGCUGAUGGUCCACAACCCCAUGCCGUUUGAGCUCCGAGUGGAGAACAUGGGCCUGCUGACUAGCGGUGUGGAGUUUGAGUCGCUGCCUGCGGCUCUGUCCCUGCCUGCCGAGUCCGGCCUCUACCCAGUGACGCUCGUCGGAGUCCCCCAGACCACCGGGACCAUCACUGUGAACGGCUACCACACCACGGUCUUUGGCGUCUUCAGCGACUGUCUGCUGGAGAAUCUGCCGGGACUGAAGAGCAGUGGCUCCUCCGUGGAGGUCAUCCCCGCCCUGGCCAGGCUGCAGAUCAGCACGUCGCUGCCCAGGUCUGCGCACGCCCUGCAGCCGCCCGCGGGGGACGAGGUGACCGCCAACGUGUCUGUGCAGCUGUUCAACGGGGAGACGCAGGAGCUGGUCGUCAGGCUGGAGAACAUCGGUGUGCAGCCGCUGGAGACGCUGGAGGUCACCUCCAAACUCCUCAGCACCAAAGAGAAGCUGUCGGGGCCCCUCCUGAGCUGGAGGCUGGAAGAGACGCUGGCCCAGUUCCCCCUGCAGCCUGGUGAGGUGGCCACACUCACGGUCAACAUCCACGCCAAGCUGGACUUCUCCUGCCAGGAGAGCCUUCUCCAGGACCUGAGUGAUGAUGGCGUCAGCGUCACCGGCUUCCCCCUCAGCAGCCCGUCUCGCCAGGCGGUGCGGCCUCGAGCGGACAGCAAGGCGGCGGUGCCCGAGGGCAGCAGGCCUGGGGACCCGGGGCCCAACAAGACCCUGGAGGCCAUCCUGCACUUCAAGUACUCGGGCGGCCCGGGCCACGCCGAGGGCUUCUACAGAGACGUGUCCCUGGGGCUGCACGUGGACGUGGGGCCAUCCGUCUUCUUCACCCGCGCCAGCACCCUGCCGGCCACCAGCACCCGCCAGUGUCACCUGCUGCUGGACGUCUACAACGCCACAGAGCAGGAGCUCACGGUCAGCGCCUGCAGCGCCGACGAGCUGGUCCUGCAGGCCGGCAGCUGGCAGCGCAUGGCCAUCCGAGUGGAUAAGUUCACCUUCGAGAACCUGCCGGAGCCCCCCGGGGACGGGGCGGCGCUCGCCACCCCCAGGCGGCUGGAGGAGGAGCGGCAGGCGGCGCGGGGCCAAGAGCUCAGUAGCAAGUUGGGCCUGCGUUGGCGCAUCCCAUCCCUGAAGCGAGCGGGUGAGGCCAGCGUGGACGGCGCCCUCAGCCAGCUGGUCCUGGAGCAGCUGCAGCUGGCGCCCCUGCACUGGGACGUGCUAGUGGAUGGGAAGCCGUGUGACUGCGAGGCGGCGGCCUGCCGGGUGGGCGACCCCGUGUGCCUGGAGGUGCGGCUGACCAACCAGAGCCCGCGCUGCGUGGGGCCCUUCGCGCUGAGCGUGGUGCCCUUCCAGGACCACCAGAACGGCGUGCACAACUACGACCUGCGUCACGCCGUCUCCUUUGUGGGCUCCAGCACCUUCUACCUGGACGAGGUGCAGCCCGCCGGCCAGUCGGUCUGCCUGGGGGCUCUUCUCUUCCUCUACACGGGCGACUUCUUCCUGCACAUCCGCUUCCACGAGGGUGGUGCGAGCCAGGAGCUGCCACCCGCCUGGUUCUGCCUGCCCCGCGUGCACGUGCGCGCCCUGGACGUCCAUGCCUGAGCCGCGCCGCCCUCCUGGCUCCACCCCUGUGGGCAGCGGUCACCCCGAGGCCGGCCUGGGCUUUUGUUCCUGCCUCCGCAGCCGCUGCCGCCAUCCAGGCUGGUUCUCAACGGCCAGUGGGAGCCUCGGCCUUUGCCUCUGGGCCCUGGUCAGCUCUGGGCCAGCUCCGGCCUUCCUGCUGGCCCAUCCCUGGAACUCAGUGCUGUGACCAGCACGUCGCAACUCAUGACAGUUUUGCAAUAAAGCGCCUGGUUCCUCCUCCCAGA
This is a messenger RNA of Sorex fumeus (smoky shrew), 3841 nucleotides long. RefSeq names its product trafficking protein particle complex subunit 9 (gene TRAPPC9). Lineage: Eukaryota; Metazoa; Chordata; Mammalia; Eulipotyphla; Soricidae. Gene Ontology annotation, cellular component: trans-Golgi network. The transcript has 24 exons. The coding region runs from base 114 to 3575 and encodes 1153 amino acids. The record is from RefSeq and is a predicted model, not a curated record.